Molecule: messenger RNA, 1504 nt
Organism: Microdochium trichocladiopsis
Lineage: Eukaryota; Fungi; Ascomycota; Sordariomycetes; Xylariales; Microdochiaceae
Exons: 3
Coding region: 174-1301 (375 amino acids)
Source: RefSeq, a predicted model, not a curated record
AUGGCAGACAGCCCUUCGACUUCUUUCUUUUUCUCCUCCAAUGUCGUGAGAAGUGUUUGAGCAACCACCACUCUGUUGUACGACACUGGUCGUGAUAAGUUAUAUAUCGUUUUUCUGUUUGCUCGUGCAAGAUCCCAACGCUACGACCGCAGGUCGGGAAGACAACAAUCAACAUGGAGCAACGCGCACUGCGUUUGAUGGCAGCUUUUGCAGCCACCAUAGUGUCCGCUAGCGGUCCUGCAUCAAGCGGCGAUUGGGAAUCUAGCAGUAACGCCUACUACACCAACGGGUUCCCCUUCAAUGGUCCGAACGGCGGCAGCAGCAAUUUCGGCAACAACUACUUCAACAACGGCCCGUACUCGUCAUGGCCCCCGGCAACCUUUGACCCGUCCGAGUUCGCGGCCUCGGUCCUGGGGAUGGACCCUUCGCGCGCCCAGCGCUUCAUCGUGAUCCACGGCGUCCUCGCGAGCAUCGCCUUUGUCGCCCUGCUCCCGCUGGGCGCGAUCCUCAUCCGCGUGGUGCCCAGCAAGUCGGCCUGGCUCGCCCACGCCGUCACCCAGACCGUCGGGUACGCGACGUACAUUGCCGCGGCCGGCAUCGGGAUAUACCUCGUCAGCACGAUCCGCCUGCCCUUCCCGGAGCCCGGCACGUCGCUGCUCGAGCUGCAGAGCAUCAACUACCACUUCAUCAUCGGGCUCGUGGUCCUGGUCGUCUUGCUGUUCCAGCCGCUCACGGGCGUGGUCCACCACAUCAAGUACAAGCGCAACUCCGCCGCCGCCUCGAGGAGGGCUGCCAGCGCCGCCGCCCGCACGGCGGCUGCGGCCAACUACGACAGCGACCGCACCGUGACCUCCUCCUCCUCCCCCUCCCCACCACCUGGCGGCUCCAAGGACGAGCGCGAGUACAACAACAACGGCGCCAACGGCUCCGGCACGUACACCCCGCGCACCGCCUGGAGCCACGUGCACAUCUGGCUCGGCCGCCUGGCCAUCACGCUGGGCAUCAUCAACGGCGGCCUGGGCCUGCACAUCUCGGGCGGGACGACCAACUACAUCAUCGCGUACUCGGUCAUCGCGGGCGUCGUGUGGCUCGUGUGGCUCGCGGCCGUGGUGUACGGCGAGGUCAGCCGAAUGAAGGCCCGCCGGGCGGAGCGCCGGAAGCCGAGGGACAUGGUGGUCACCCCGGGGACGUAUACCGGUGGGAACGUGUAUGGUGGUGCGUUUGGCGGCGGCGGCGGCGGCGGCGCACGCCAGCAGCAGCAGCAGCAGCCGCAGUAUCCCCGCGGUGAUGGUGAUAUAUGAGCAGCGACAGCACGCAUCACAGGCCUCGCCCGAGGUCCAGCAGACAUCAUUUCCCGUGUCGCCGACGUCGCCAUCUCUUCUGCGGCAGCAACAACAACAGGACCAACAAGAUUCGCAGCCGUGGCCGUCGUCCGGUGGCCCCAACAGGAAUGAAGCGGUGUCGCCGCUAUCGGUGUAUGCCGUGCGCUACUGAGAGGAAAAAG